This is a messenger RNA of Cryphonectria parasitica EP155, 3803 nucleotides long. RefSeq names its product DNA-directed RNA polymerase I subunit RPA2. Gene Ontology annotation, molecular function: ribonucleoside binding; DNA-directed RNA polymerase activity; DNA binding. Gene Ontology annotation, biological process: DNA-templated transcription. NCBI's taxonomy places the organism in Eukaryota, Fungi, Ascomycota, Sordariomycetes, Diaporthales, Cryphonectriaceae. The record is from RefSeq and is a predicted model, not a curated record. The transcript has 2 exons. The coding region runs from base 1 to 3711 and encodes 1236 amino acids. Gene Ontology annotation, cellular component: RNA polymerase I complex; nucleus.
AUGGCUCCGGCGAGAACGAGCACGGAGUGGGAUCACCAAUACAACACAUUACGCCGCGAGAACCUUUUCAGGAACCCACCCACCGAUCACAGUGCCUACCCUCUCCUACAGAUCGCCGUAAACCCACACAUCGAGGCUUUCAAUGCGCUUUUUCCCUCAGACGGGAGGAAAGGCCUCAUAGACCAUGGACUAGCCGACAUUGGGACCAAGACAUUCUUCGACAGCCCUGACGGCUCCUCCGCAGGCGCCAGAAACAAGUUGACUGUCCGAUACAAGAGCGUGUCACUUCAAAAAUCACUCCUUCCACCGAGUAACAAAUUCGCCAAAAACCGCGAGAUCUACCCGGCCGAGUGCAGAGAGAGGCAUUCAACAUAUCGUGGAAAGCUCACCGCGACUCUCGAGUACAGAAUCAACGAUGGGGAUCCCCACGAGUUCGUCAGAGAACUUGGCAACAUGCCUAUCAUGGUCAAGUCCAACAAAUGCCAUCUCGAGAACAAUUCUCCAGCUCUGCUGGUGCAGAGAAAAGAAGAAUCGGAAGAGCUGGGCGGCUACUUCAUAGUCAACGGCAACGAAAAGAUCAUCCGGCUGCUUAUGAUGAACAAACGCAAUUUCCCCCUCGCGAUCAAUCGCCCGAGUUUCACAAAUCGAGGCCAGGCAUACACCCCCUACGGCAUCAUAAUGCGAUGUCUAAGACCAGACGAAACAUCCCAGACGAACGUCCUCCACUACCUCGACGAUGGAAAUGUCACCUUUCGAUUCUCGUGGAGGAAGAACGAAUACCUCGUGCCCGUCAUGAUGAUCUUGAAGGCACUGGUGGAGACAAACGACCGCGAGAUCUUCGAGGGCCUAAUCGGCGCGGCGGGCUCAAAGGGCACAGACAACACCUUUCUGACGGACCGGGUGGAGCUGCUCCUCCGGACGUACAAGGCGUACGGCCUGUACAGCAAGAGCAAGACGCGAGCCUACCUGGGAGAGAAGUUCCGUGUCGUGUUGGGCGUUCCAGACACCAUGUCAAAUUAUGAUGUCGGCACAGAAUUUCUGCGGCGGGUCGUCCUUGUCCACUUGGGCAAUGUGAAUGUGACUGAGGAACAGGAUGCGGACAAAUUUAAGAUGAUUCUCUUCAUGAUCCGCAAGCUCUAUGCGCUUGUCGCCGGGGACUGCGCUGUGGACAACCCCGAUGCUGUGCAGAACCAAGAGAUUCUUCUGGGUGGUUUCCUGUACGGUCAGAUCUUGAAGGAACGCCUCGAGGAACUCUUGGCUGUGAAUCUCAGGGCUUCCUUGCGAGACUACUUCCGGAAGAAGCCUGCAAACAACUUUACAUCACCGGCAUUUGGAAAGGACUUCCCGGCUGCGAUCUUCCGGAGGACGACAGAGAACAUCGGCCAGCUUCUGGAAUAUUUCCUCUCCACGGGCAACUUGCAGAGCCCAUCUGGUCUGGAUCUGCAGCAGGUUUCUGGCUUCACGGUUGUCGCAGAGAAGCUCAAUUUCCUGCGCUUCAUCAGUCAUUUCCGUAUGGUCCAUCGUGGUAGCUUCUUUGCGCAGCUGAAGACGACAACGGUGCGAAAGCUGCUGCCAGAAUCGUGGGGUUUCUUGUGUCCCGUUCACACGCCUGAUGGUUCGCCUUGUGGCCUGCUAAACCAUCUCGCUCACAAGUGCAUCAUCAUGACCGACGAUGUCGAUGCAUCUGCUGUGCCUCAGCUGGCUGUCGAGCUUGGUGUGGUCGACACAUCCUCGGCUGCUACCACGGAGAGCGUUCCGGUCCUGCUCGAUGGCAAGAUCAUCGGCUGGUGCACACCGCAAGAAUCCAAGAGAAUUGCAGACACAUUGAGGUACUGGAAGGUCGAAGGCUCCCACAACGUACCGAAACAGCUCGAGAUUGGCUACGUGCCACCGUCCAAUGGAGGGUCUUAUCCCGGCAUUUUCAUGUCCUCCUCUCCUGCGCGGAUGGUAAGGCCGGUCAAGUACCUCCCGUUGGACAAGGAAGAUUUUGUGGGACCGUAUGAGCAACCCUAUAUGUCUAUCGCCUGCGUCGACUCGGAGAUCGCCUCCGGAGAAUCGACACAUGUCGAAUUCGACCCGACGAAUAUUCUAUCUAUUUUGGCCAACAUGACCCCCUUCUCCGACUUCAACCAAUCUCCCCGAAACAUGUACCAGUGUCAGAUGGGUAAACAGACAAUGGGAACACCAGGAACUGCCAUCCGCCACCGGACAGACAACAAGAUGUACCGUUUACAGACGGGACAGACACCCAUUGUGAGAGCUCCUCUGCAUAAUGCGUACGGCUUCGACAAUUUCCCCAACGGCACAAACGCAGUCGUCGCCGUCAUCUCGUACACGGGGUAUGACAUGGACGACGCUAUGAUCAUCAACAAGUCUGCCCACGAGAGGGGUUUCGGUCACGGAACCAUCUACAAGACCAAAAAGAUCAGCCUGAAGGACGACUCGAGAACUCGAUCGUCGGCUACCAUAGAGAAGAUGUUCGGCUUUGCGCCCAGCAACGCGGCACGCUCAUGGCAGCGCGAUUCUCUUGACGCGGACGGCAUGCCAUACAUUGGCCAGGAGGUCAAGUCGGGCGACUUGAUAUGUGCAUGGCACACUGUGUCUCCCGACGGCCAUGGUGGGCUCGAGAACAAGGAUGGUGUGACACAUUUCGAGAAGUACAAGGAGGAUGAGGUCGCAUACAUCGAGGAGGUACGCGUGAUCGGGAGUGAGAGCGGCAAUGAACCAGCCCAGACGCUGUCCAUCAAGUUCAGGAUACCUCGGUCCCCUGUCAUCGGUGACAAGUUCUCGUCGAGACACGGCCAGAAGGGUGUAUGCUCCCAGAAAUGGCCAUCGAUCGACAUGCCGUUCUCCGAGUCGGGCAUCCAGCCCGAUGUCAUCAUCAACCCCCACGCUUUUCCAUCGCGCAUGACAAUUGGUAUGUUUGUGGAGUCUCUUGCCGGCAAGGCUGGCGCUCUCCACGGGCUUGCCCAGGACUCGACGCCCUUCAAGUUCGACGAAGAGAAUACGGCCGCGGACUACUUUGGCCACCAGCUGAUGAAGGCCGGCUACAACUUCCACGGCAACGAGCCUAUGUACUCGGGCAUCACCGGCGAGGAAUUCGCUGCAGACAUCUACCUCGGCGUCGUCUACUACCAGCGCCUGCGUCACAUGGUCAACGACAAGUACCAGGUACGAACCACAGGACCCGUCGUCCCGCUCACCGGCCAGCCUAUCAAGGGCCGAAAGAAGGGCGGCGGUAUCCGUGUCGGUGAAAUGGAGCGUGACGCCCUUCUCGCCCACGGGACGGCCUUCCUACUGCAGGACCGCCUGCUUAACUGCUCCGACUACACCAAGACAUGGAUCUGCCGAAAGUGCGGCUCGUUCCUGUCAGUGCAGCCGACAGUCACGCCAUAUAUCGGCAAGAAGAGGACGGUGGAUACCGUCCGCUGCAGGAACUGCGCGCGCCGUCUGGAUGACGAGAUGGCUAUGGAGGUGGAUGGAGAGAUCUGGGAGGAUGGCCAGGGGAACCAGUGGGUCGGUGGCGAGGAUGUUACUGUCAUCGCUGUCCCUGGUGCACUGAAGUAUCUGGACGUGGAGCUGGCGGCCAUGGGAGUCAAGCUCAAAUACCACAUCGAUCCGGCAGACAAAGACCGCCCAGGGAGGACGAUGAAGAGGACGGGAUUGGAUGAGUGGCAGAAGGGGGCGCAGGCGUUGACGGUUUCCUCAUGACACCAUAGCCAUGGGCUGUCUAUCCAUUGGCGUAUUCAAAAUGACUUAUAAGCAUGUUGCAUUUCGCUCAUAAUUAUCAUUAUGAUCAUCAU